Loxodonta africana (African savanna elephant) is the source of this 862-nucleotide messenger RNA. RefSeq names its product coiled-coil domain-containing protein 162-like. Bases 1 to 741 code for a protein of 246 amino acids. The record is from RefSeq and is a predicted model, not a curated record. Lineage: Eukaryota; Metazoa; Chordata; Mammalia; Proboscidea; Elephantidae. The transcript has 5 exons.
AUGAUGCUGAACACCUUCCUCCUGAGGAAACAAACCAUGGCUGACGGAACGCAGAACCCUGCAGCUUUUAGAGCCUUACAGCUAACUCUACAGCUGAUGGCCCCUCUCCAUGACAUUGUGGCUUACCUCUGCAGCUUUGCUAAACUUGGAAACUGCCCAGCAUGUUUUGAAUUUCCUCUAAGUCCUAACCCUUUGAGAAGUGACUGGGGAGGAACUGAGGGCAUUGGGUUUGAACUUCAAGAGCUGCAGAAAAUGAUUGACAGCCUCCAGAGCCCCCAAGACCCCAAGCAGGUGGCCCAGGCACUCCUUCCCCGGAGGGAGGUUAUGUUUCUGCAGUUUGACGCUGCAGUGAGGCAUCUCAUCCGAAGAUCAUUUUUGGCAGCUGGAAAUGUUUCUGCCUACCAGUCUGUCACAGACGGCAUGUACCAUGGGUUGCCACCAAUGAGCAACUCUCUCGUGAAGAGCGUAUUUGCUUCACAGCUUGGCCUGCCCCAGCCACUGGAUCCACGGAGCCUCCAGGCAUUUGUGCUGUUCCCUUGGAGAGCAUUUCUGGAAGAUGGAGGACCAUUUCCACUUAUGAGUAGCAGCCCAGAUACCCUAGAAUACAAUAUGCAGGUAGGGCAGAUCUUCUCAUUUAUCACUGAGAAAGCUGAAUGCAUUCUGCAAAGCAUGGCUGUCAUUAGGUCUAUAUAUUAUGUCCUUCAUACUUAUACUCUAGAGUGUUUGAUAAUGAUGUUAUAAACGUGAUACUGAAAAGGAGUCGUGUUUUCUUAUAACAGGUGAGAAUCAUGUUCUCAGCUGGUAUCAGCCUCGGCUGAACUUCCCAUGACCAACAGUUAUGUGGGAGAGCAGCCAGCCACCU